AUCUACAAACUUGACAACUGAAACCACUUAUUCAAAAUUCAGAACAGAGCAAAAGGAAGUAAAGUAAAAUGCCAACCUUGAAUUUGUACACAAACAUACCAGUAGAUACAGUCACAACCUCCGAUAUUCUCAGAGAUGCCACUAAAGCUGUUGCUAAAAUCAUCGGCAAGCCGGAAUCCUAUGUGAUGAUUUUGUUGAAUGGAGGAGUGCCUAUGGCAUUUGCGGGCACUGAAGAACCGGCUGCAUAUGGAGAAUUGAUAUCCAUUGGCGGUCUUGGACCUAGUGUUAAUGGAAAAUUGAGUUCAACUAUUGCUGAUAUUCUUCAAACUAAGCUUUUCAUUGAUAGCUCCCGCUUUUACAUUAAAUUUUAUGAUGUUCAGCGCUCGUUCUUUGGCUUCAACGGCUCGACUUUCUGAUCAGCUUCAGUUGUAAAGUAAUACAAUCCUGUAAAAUGCGCCAGUUCAGAAGAUGCUGCACAUUGAAGCUUAUGAUCCAAAUGUUGUUACCUUGUGGGCAUGCAUGCCCUUUUUAUUAGUAGUUUCAGUUUCACUACAAGUUCUAUUGUAACUCUGAAUUAAUGCUACUAAAUGUUAUUCAUGUUCUGAGAAUUAAGGUAUUUAUAUGCCUUUUGA
This is a messenger RNA of Mercurialis annua (annual mercury), 632 nucleotides long. RefSeq lists its product as uncharacterized. The coding region runs from base 69 to 416 and encodes 115 amino acids. The record is from RefSeq and is a predicted model, not a curated record. Gene Ontology annotation, molecular function: phenylpyruvate tautomerase activity. The transcript has 3 exons. Lineage: Eukaryota; Viridiplantae; Streptophyta; Magnoliopsida; Malpighiales; Euphorbiaceae.